AUGGGACUGACGUCAGUGGUUAGAAUAAUGGACGCGGCGGGAUCGGCCAUGCUGGCCUCUCACCACCACCAGGAAAUGGCUGUCCCUGGAGAUCGCGCGCACGGUGGGGUUGCGGAGACGAUACAUGAGGCGCCUCGAAAAUCGCCUCAAAAUUCGCCGCACGACGCUGCGGGAUCGGCGAUGCUGGCCUCUCACUACCACCAAGGAAUGGCGGCCUCCGGAGAUUGCGCCACGGGUGCGGUUGCGGAAACGACACGCCUUGGAAGCUCCGCGCACUCCCCGCAACAGGCGCAACCCGCGCAAUCUCCGCAAUCUGAGAUUGUUCCUGUCAGGGACGCGGGGAGCGGCGCGCAAGCGCAAGCACACGCGCUAGAUCCGGCGGAGAAGCGGCUACUGGAGCUGGGGUACCGACAAGAGCUGAAGCGACGCCUGGGCUGGUUGGAGAUAUUCGGAGUGUCAGCGGCAGUCAUGAACCCCUACAUGACAGCCGUGCCCUUCUUUGGCUUCGCGCUGCUGCAGGCAGGGCCUGUGGGCGUGGUGUGGCCGUGGGUCGUCCUUGCGCCCUUCGCCCUCUGCAUGGUCCUCGUUAUUGCCGAAGUCUGCUCCUCCUUCCCUACGUCAGGCUCGCUCUACUUCUGGGCGGCCAGCCUGUCCCCACCGCGCUGGAAGCCGCUGGUGGCGUGGGUGACGGUGUGGCUCGAGGUGAUCGCACUUUCAGUCUGCGCCAGCAGCAUCGCCUUCCCAGCGGCGCAGCUGGUGCAGAUGCUGAUGCAUCACAUGGCGGGCGGGGAGCACCUCUCCUCCACGGCAUUCUUCUUUGCCCUCUACUGCGCACUGCUGCUCUCCUGGGCGCUCCUCAACUCGCUCUCCCUCGCCUGUGUCUCGCGCCUCCUCGACUGCUACGUCUACUUCGCUGUGGCAUACACCAUCGCCAUUGUGACAGUGCUGCCAGCAGUCGCAGUGGAGCUGAAACCACCCUCCUUCAUUUUCCUCGAGUACCAGUCUGGCUGCGCCAUCACGGGCGUGUGCGCCGUCCUCCCCUCGCUCAUCCUCGCCGGCCUACUGCCGCAAUUCUCCUACUAUGGAUUUGAUUCUGCCGCCCACGUCACGGAGGAGACAAGGAACUCUGACGUCUCGGGCCCGCGGGCCAUUCUGGGGUCGUUUCUCAUGCAAGUGGUGUUUGGCUUCGCCAUCCUCGUCACCUUCACCGCCUGCAUCCAGGGCGACUACCGCACUCUCUUCACAGGAGAGGGCUCAUCCUUCAUGGAUCCCGUCGUGGACCUCCUCAUAUCCCUCUUCACCGCUCGCUAUGGCUCCCCCAUCGGCGCCUACGUGCUGCUCUUCCUCAUGGUCAUCCACUUCUAUGCCGCUGGCUUCGGGGUCACGCUUGCCUCCUCGCGGGCCAUCUAUGCGGCCAGCAGGGACGGCGCCAUGCCAUGGUCGCGCGUGUGGAGGACGCUGUCGAGGCGCAACCGCAUUCCCGUCAGGGCCAUCUGGCUCUCCACCUUCAUCGCUAUCGCCUUCGGCGUCCCCAGCUUCUUCUCCCCGACGUUCUUUGGAACAGUGGCAGCAGUAACAUCAGCAGCAUGGCUGGGGACAUACGGCAUCGUCGUCUUCUUCCGCCUCAUCAUCCCGCCGCACCGCUUCAAACCUGGCCCUUUCUCCCUCGGCCGCUGCGCGCGGCCGCUCUGCGUAGUGGCGCUGGGAUAUAUCGUGUACACCAUCGGUGUGUUUAUGGUGCCUAUAUUCUACCCAAUCACGUGGGAGACCUUCAACUAUGCCCCCAUUGCAUCACUUCUGCUGAUGAGCUUUGUCAUCCUAUGGUGGAUGGUGGAUGCACAUCGAUGGAAUGACAAGCCAAAGGAGCCGCCUAUUAUCCCGCACGACAGCUUUGUCGCGAUGCCAGGCGACAGCCCGACGACAUUUGGUAACCAGAUCGAGAACACGAUGCGGUGGGAGGAAUUCUCCAUCACGCAAGCCGUGCCUAAUCUUUGGAACCUCGCAGCGCGGGACUCUCUGGACGGCAAGCAGCUCCCUGCUCUGCCGGCAGCUGCACUGGCGGAAGGAACCAGUCAGCCGGCAGCGCAACCGGCAGACGGUCAAAAGGUCGGUGGAAAACGGCAGCUUCCGGCUGAGGGAUUGAGUCCGACCCGAUGCUCCCCUCGGCUGAAGAAACGACAGGAGAUUGCCGCACUGGCGGUCUCCUCGCCGCCCAAACCCCUCUUCGCGAUGUCGCCGCCAGCGUCGCCGAAGUCGCCGAAAUCACCGAAGGCACCCAGAUCGCCGAAGUCUUCUAAGGGAGCGGAGUCUGUGUCGCCGAGGCGAUCGCCGAGGAACCAUGCAAAAUCUCGCAUGGCGUUGGAGAGUGCGACGGAAGUCGCAGAGUCGCACGGGCGAGGAAAGGCGACAGCAGCAGCGUCGCCGGCCGCAGCCUCUCCUGAGCCCGGGAAACGGGCGAAUCGGAGGGUGAACACUCGUUGUAAGGACCGACGUAACUUUCAGGAGUUGAUUCAAAAGGAAGAUGGGCUCGGUACCGUCAGUACCGUCGGUGCCGCGGCUGAGGAUGAGAGGAAAUGCGGCGGCGGAAGCGAUCAUGAAAAAGCAUCCGUGGAAGAGAAAACUGUGGAGGUUGAGCAAGGGAUAUCAGAGCCAGCUGCUGCUUCCGACAUCGUCCGUAAUGCCAGUGCUGCGGGAAAUAAGACUUCGGGACUCGUCGACCCAGCUCCUAUCGUCGCCGAGAAGCAGAACCCGCCAGUGGCUGUCUCGGCAAUGGCAGCCGCGACGCCGGAGGGAACGGCGGGCGGGGAGCAGGCGACUGCAGCGCGCGACGGAGAGACGCCGGACGAGGCAAUGGGACGUUCGGGCGUGACGUCGUUGUUCCUCAGCCCGGGGCUCGACGACGUGAAGGGCAUGGGGCUGGGGUUCUCGCUCACUCCCGUCGACAACACCAGGCCCGCGCUCACUGAAACUGGACGCGCAGCAGCAGCAGCAGCAGCAGCAGUAGCCAUAGCCGCAGCGCCGGCGGCAGCUGAAGCAGCAGGCGAGGGUAUCGCUGCCGCGCCUGAAGAUCUCAUGUCGUCGUUUCUGACCCCUGGUGUGUUGGACCAGAGCGAUGGGGACCUGGACGGGCUGCUAGAGACCCCGGACGGGGCUAAAUCCGCUGGGGGGAUGUGGGCGGGCGGUGCUGAUAGGUUGGAUAGUAUGCUGCUGGGCUCGGGGAAAGGUGUUGGCGUUGCGGGUUUCGCGGGUGACUUACCGGAUGCGGGGAGUCCUCUGCAGCUGGUCAAUGAGGCUGUUGCGCUGGAUCAGCUUCCGCGCGUUCCGCUGGUUCCGCGUCAGGAGGAGUGCGCGCCGCUGCGUCUGGAGAGCGCACUGAACGCGGCGCUGUUGCUGCCGGCGCCACUCGCGGCGGACGAUCAUCAGGCAGAUCAGACCAAUGAGGCGGAUGAAGCGGCGGCCGUUAAGGAGCUCUCCGGCGAUGGCGCGUUCGGCUCCCCGCAGGACCGCAUUGGGGAAGACGGGGGUGGCGGCGAAGGGGCAGCGGGCGGAGCAGGGGCGAGUCACGGCGGGGAAGGCCGCGCGCACGAGAGCGUGGGGAGGAAGGGGCGGCGGGAAAGCACUGGCACGAGUCCAGAGCCGGGUGCUGGGAAGGAGGGCGGGAAGGAGGGUGGCGGAGAGGAGGGGGACGCAGGGGAAGCGGGGGGCAGGGUUGAGGAGAUGGCGGGAGAGGAAGAGGCGGCAACUGAGUUUUCCACAAUCGGCCGAUUCCCCCGCCUGACUGCCCGCCACGCUGCGACCGCGACCGUGGGCUGGAUGGCUGCUAUCGAGGCGGGGACGGGCGCGGAGGAGAUAGAGACUCCGCCGAGGCGCGUGGCGGAAAGCAGGAGCGGCGAAGGCGGUGCGCGUGAGGCGGAAGGGUCGCCGAGGGACGGGGACUCGCCCAUCAUGGGUGUGGUGUCCGCCGGAAAGGAGGGCGCGGGCGGCAGCGCCAGGCAGGGCGGAGGGGUUGCGCGGGAUGCGCGGGACAGGGGGAAUUCCGGGCAUGGGGAAGAUGGGGGAAAUCGGGUGGAUGAGGGGGAUGUGGAGGAGCGGAGUAUGGGGCUGGUGGGGUGGAGCGAGGGAGUGAGGCGGGCAUUCGAGGAUGUGGAGAUGGGGGAGGCGCUGGUGGGGGGUUUCGAUCUGGCGGAGGUGGGUUCGGGGGAAGUGAUGGCAGGAGGGGUGGGCGGAGGAACGGAUAGAGCGCUGGCUGAUGGGGGGAGUGAGGAGCAGGCGCACAUACGCGGCGUCCGGUGGCUGGAUCUGUUUUUCAACCUAGCUGGCUUGUCGCUAGAGUCGCGCAAGUCGGGGGUGCUGGAGCAAUCCCCCUGGACUCCGCGCACGCCCAGGGAGCGCGCGCGGGAAGCGAGUGCGGGAGAGCGCCUGUUCCGCCGCGUGUGCCUGCAGCCGCAGGAGGAGGCGGUGGAGAAGCUGUGCGCACAGCAGCUGGCGUGCCUGGCGGAGGAGCAGCAGCAGACAGACGCUCUCGAGGCCACCGUGGCCGCCAGCGACACCGCUUUCGCCCAGCUCGCUGCUCAAGGCAAACCCGAGCAGCAGGUGCUGAAGGAGCGACUGCUCGCCCUCAAGGGCCUCAUCAGGGUGGAGAAGAAGGUGGAGUGGCAGAGGGUGCGCGCGCAGCUGGAGGCGGAGAGGAGCCGCGCCCUGGACCAUGCGGAGCGCAGGCUGCAGGUGGAGCAGCAGUGCAUGGCAGAGCGCAGGGCGGCGGAGGAGGCAGCAGCUAGGCGGGUGGGCGAGCUGCUGGCGGACGUGCGGGCGAGGAGGGCUGCGGUGGAGCGAGCGCUGAGGGAGAAGAAGGAGAAGGCAGCGGUGCAGCAGCAGAGCCGGCUCCAGGAGCUGAGGCAGCAGACAGUGGCGCAGCCUGCGCCUGGGAUGGCAGAAGCAGGAGGAGGUUUAAGGGCUGCUGCAGGGGAGUCGGGGGUGGAAGGGGCUGAGGUAGAGAACACGGGUGCUGUGUCGGACCCAGUCAGAGCUGCCAAGAUAGCGGAGUUCCUGCAGGUACAGAGCGGUUCUGGGUCCUUGCUGUUGCCACCUGUCCCAUGUGAUGGCUGGAAGCUGCGUGAGUACCAGCGGUCAAGCGACGGCAUGCACAUGGACCUUGUGCUCUCCGUGCUCCAGUUCGUCACCCUCAGAAUCCACAUCGACCUGGCGUCCCCCUCCUUCUCCCUCUCGCCAGCCAUCAACCAUGAGGUGGUCGCCAAGCACUUUCCUCUCUUUGAGGUGGCGCCUGCUUUGGAAGCGCUGGUGGUGGGGCCCUCAGGGGUGUCCUCUCAGCUGCACUCCUCCCCCCUCACUGCUGCUGCCCUCGCCGCUGCAUACCAGGGGGUGCUACUACGAGCAGGGCGCACACAUGCACUGGUGCAGGAGCUGUGGGAGCAGAGGCAGGUCCUCAUGCGGGUCAUGCCGCGCCUCACCGUGCAGCCGUGUGGCACAUCAGGGGAUGUCAUGGUGCAAGCUUCGUUCAUGCACUUCGACCCCUUCACCAAAGUGGUGCUCAGCUGUCGCAUCCCCUACCAGAUAAGUGGCAUGUCAUAUCCAUUCACGCGCCCCCACGUGGAGGUGGAGGUGCCUCACAGCCGCAAGCUGUCAGCACAGCAGGUGGUACAGGCAGUGGAAGCGGCAGCAGGGGGGGUGCCUGAGGGGUAUGGGCUCAUGUCCCGCAUGCUGCAAGCGGUGGCCGCUACCCUCAAGACACUUCUUGGGGAAUGA
Molecule: messenger RNA, 5763 nt
Organism: Closterium sp. Yama58-4
Lineage: Eukaryota; Viridiplantae; Streptophyta; Zygnematophyceae; Desmidiales; Closteriaceae
Source: the annotation of a GenBank genome assembly